Molecule: messenger RNA, 1335 nt
Organism: Daucus carota subsp. sativus
Lineage: Eukaryota; Viridiplantae; Streptophyta; Magnoliopsida; Apiales; Apiaceae
Exons: 7
Coding region: 1-1335 (444 amino acids)
Source: RefSeq, a predicted model, not a curated record
AUGAAACUUGUAAAAAAUCUUGAGGUAACAGUUCCUUUCACUGAUUUAAUUUCUCAAGUUCCAUCAUACGCAAAGUUUCUAAAGGAUAUUCUUACAAAGAAACGAUCUUUUGGUGAGGUGCAGACAGUUGCUUUUACUGAAGAGUGUAGUGCUGUUUUACAAAAUAAGUCUCCACCUAAACUUAAAGAUCCUGGAAACUUUGUGGUUUUGGACAUGGAAGAUGAUAGUCAAAUUCCCAUUAUUUUGGGUAGGCCAUUUCUCUGUACAGGGGAUAAUAAAAGUACUUUUACACUAACAUCUGCUCUUAAGUCCCCUAUGCUUAAGAAUACUUGUUGCAUGAUUGAUGUUAUUGAUGCAAUCGUCCAAGAUGAACUACCACAGGUUCUACUAGAUGAUCCAUUGGAAGCAGUUCUUAUGCUUGAAGCUUCCGAAGGAGAAGGACAUGUUGAAAUUGAUUCACUGGUUCUUCAGCUUGAUGGUAAGGCAAAUUCGAGGGACUUUGAGCUUCUUGUUGUGUUGCGUAUGCAUAGGAAAGCUAUUGGGUAUAGUAUUGAUGAUCUUAAGGGAAUUAGACCAGAUUUUUGCAUGCAUAGAAUUAAUCUUGAUGAGGAUCAUAAGCCUUGCAUACAGGGACAACGUCUCUUGAUCCCGAACAUGCAAGAGGUAGUUAAAAAGAGGGUGAUAAAACCACUUGAUGUGGCCAUCAUCUACCCAAUUUCUGAUUCUAAACGGGUUGAUAGAGCAAAAAUUGAAGUGAUCGAGAAACUUCCUCCUCUUGUUAAUGUUAAGGGAGUUAGGAGUUUCUUGGGUCAUGCGGGGAUUAAGCAUGCUUUGAUAAGUGUACCAAUCAUACAACCUCCAGAUUGGAAUCUUCCAUUUGAAAUCAUGUGUGAUGCAAGUGAUUAUGCUAUUGGAGCUGUUCUUGGUCAACGGAAAGAUACGGUUUUGCACGCAAUUUACUAUGCAAGUAAAACCUUGGAUGGAGCUCAGGAAUUUGACUUGGAAAUCAUUGAUAAGAAGGGUGAUGAGAAUUUGGUUGCAGACCAUCUUUCACGAUUGCGGUUCAAAUCUGAUGUUGCUCCUGACAUUCCUAUUGAUGAUUCCUUCCCUGAUGACCACUUAUUUGCUAUUGCCGCAAACACCCCAUGGUAUGCAGACUUUGUAAAUUUUUGUGUGAGUGGCUCCCAUCCUCCAGAUUUGACUUAUCAACAACGAAAGAGGUUUUUUCAUGAUGCUAAACAAUACUUUUGGGAUGACCCUUUCUUGUAUCGGAAGUGUGCGGAUGGAGUCUUUCGUAAAUGUGUCCCCGAGGGUGAAGUAAACGACAUUAUCUGA